This is a messenger RNA of Rhipicephalus microplus (southern cattle tick), 942 nucleotides long. Its product is annotated as protein O-mannosyl-transferase TMTC1. Gene Ontology annotation, molecular function: protein binding. The record is from RefSeq and is a predicted model, not a curated record. Lineage: Eukaryota; Metazoa; Arthropoda; Arachnida; Ixodida; Ixodidae.
AUGACUCUACUUGUGGCGGAAGGACAUUGUCGCCUUCACGUGCGGUGCUCUAGACUGCUAAGGUGGUGCACUACGAGCCUGUGCGUCAUUCUGGUGGUGCUCUUUGCUGCACGCACCUGGAACCGGAACGGCGUGUGGGCAUCCAGGGAGGCCUUGUUUGAAUCGGGCAUAAGGGACGUUCCAGAAAACGCAAAGAUGCAUUACAAUUACGCAAAUCUGCAGAAGGACACAGGCAACAUAGACGUGGCCGUUAAGCACUACAAGCUGGCGAUUGAAUUGUGGCCGGAUCACGCCAGCGCUCACAAUAACUUGGGCACUGUGUUGACGUCGGCUGAAGAAUCUGAGCAUCACUUUCGGUACGCCUUGCACGUCAACCCAAACCACGCAGGGGCUCAUUUCAACCUCGCCAAUAUAUACAGCAAGCAAGGCCAAAAGGAUGUCGCAAGGGCCCUGUUAGAGCGCGCAGUUGAGCUCGACCCCGAUUUCUGCGAAGCCUACUCAUCGCUUGCUGCCCUCGCGGCUGACAGAGGUGGCCUCGCCGAAGCUGAGAGGCUGCACCAGAUGGCGUUAGGCAGCGAUGGCCGAAAUGCCGACGCCCGGAACAACUACGGCACAUUUCUUCAGUCGCAUGGCCGUACCAAAGAGGCGAUGGUGCAGUACGAACAAGCUCUCAACAUCCAACAAAACCACACUGUGACACUCUUGAACGCAGCUAAGAGCCUUCCGAGCAUGAAUCUCAACAACCAGGCCGAGAAUCUCUACAAGAAGGCCCUCGCUGUUGAGCCGGAUCCACGGGUGAUGCACAACCUCGCUGUGUUUUACGUCAGUGCUGGCCGCCUGGAUGAAGCAAGGCAACUGUUUGAGAAUAUUGACAGGCGUUUCCCGGAGAACCGUGAAAGCAAGGUCCACUAUGUGAAUGGCGGACGCCAACGAGAACUUUGA